Messenger RNA from Solanum dulcamara, 1537 nucleotides. RefSeq names its product probable jasmonic acid carboxyl methyltransferase 2. Gene Ontology annotation, molecular function: S-adenosylmethionine-dependent methyltransferase activity. Gene Ontology annotation, biological process: methylation. NCBI's taxonomy places the organism in Eukaryota, Viridiplantae, Streptophyta, Magnoliopsida, Solanales, Solanaceae. The record is from RefSeq and is a predicted model, not a curated record. Bases 143 to 1276 code for a protein of 377 amino acids. The transcript is spliced from 4 exons.
CAUUUAGGAGCAGGAAGUAGCCUUGGUGAAGUCUAUAAAUAAGCAAGUAUAAUUUCAAUUCUCUUCAUCACUGCAAACUCUUUGGAAAAAACAAAGAGAGAGAGAGAGAGAGGAGAGAAAGAAAUACUAUAUAAUUAUAAAGAUGGAAGUGAUGCAAGUACUUCAUAUGAACAAUGGAGAAGGAGAAACUAGCUAUGCUAAAAACUCCAAUAUUCAGAGGAAGAUAAUAUCAGCGACGAAUUCAAGACUUAACGAAGCAAUUUUAAAGAUUAUGUGCAACAAGAAGAAAAAUGUACCGGAGAGCAUUGGGGUUGCAGAUUUGGGUUGUUCCUCUGGACCGAACACAUUGAUGGUGGUCUCUGAGAUUAUAGAUAUCAUAGAUGAAACGUCUCGAAAAACGGGCAUCUCCUUCCCGGAGUUGAGAAUUUCUCUUAAUGAUCUUCCGGGCAAUGAUUUCAAUGACAUAUUUAGAUCAUUGCCAGCAUUCUUUAACAAAGUUAAAAAAGAGAAAGGUGCAGAAAAUUGCUAUGUUGUUGGAGUUCCUGGUUCAUUUUAUGGAAGGCUUUUCCCUAAAAAGAGCAUGCAUUUUGUUCACUCUUCUUCCAGUAUACAUUGGCUCUCUCAGGUUCCACUUGGUUUGGGUACUAAUGCAAGGUCAUCCCUAAACAAAGGGAAAUUAUACAUAUCACAUACUAGUCCAAGUGAUGUAAUCAGUGCAUAUGUGUCACAAUUCCAGAACGACUUCUCCACAUUUCUCCGAUCACGUUCGCCGGAGAUAGUCCCCGGCGGGGGAAUGUUGUUGUCACUAAUGGGGAGGAGCUCUAUUGAUCCCACCAUUGAAGAUGGUUGCUAUUAUCAAUGGGAGCUUCUUGCACAUGCACUCUCUACUUUGGUCUCCAAGGGCCUAGUAAAAGAGGAGAAAAUAGACUCCUUUAAUGCACCAUACUAUGCACCAUGCCCUGGGGAAUUGGAAAUUGCUGUAGAAAAACAAGGCUCAUUUAUGAUUAAUUGUAUCGAGGCUUUUGAGAUUGAGUGGGACACUAGCAUUUCUUCGAAUUCAUCACAUCAAUGUGAAGACGAAAAAAUGUUAUUAUCAAGUGGUCAACAAUUUGCUAAAACAAUUAGGGCUGUGGUUGAAUCAAUGGUGGAAAAUCAUUUUGGAAAUGGUAUUAUGGAUGAUUUGUUUAGUGUUUAUAGUGAUCUUGUGGAUGAUUACAUUUACAAGAAGAGAGCUGUCUAUGUCAAUUUGGUUGUUUCUCUCACACGCAAGGACUGAUUUUAUGUUCACAUUAAUUAGUAGACCAAACAAAGGGAUCUAUAUGAACUCCACAUGUUAAUAAGUGUUUGGAUUAGUACCAUCUCCGGAUCCAACACAUAACGGGAGCUUAAGUACAUCGUAUAGUUUUUUUUUUUAGUUGAAUCAAUAAGAAUCAACUACUUAUUGUAAACAUUGUGUUUUAAUUAAUCAAAUCAUGUUGGUAUUAUAGAAUGUUUUGAAAUGUUAACACUAACAAUAUAAUGAUAUAUUUUAAAUUUA